AAUGUCUCAUCUUGCCAAAACACUCAUUUUGAUCUCUAUACUCAUACACCUGACUACAUCAUUCUUACAACCUCAACCAACUUGCAAUGGAUGUCCAACAUGUCAGAAUGUAAACGGAUGUCCUUCGGGAGAUGGUGCGGCAGCUGAAGCUACAACAGAGUCUUCUGCAUCAACCACCCUUGGAUAUUAUGAACAAUAUUGGCAAGGUAAUGGAUGGAAGACUGAUGAUGCUGGAAAUGUUUAUGUUGGAGAUGAUAAUGCUAAACUAUUAUUAAUUCAACAAGGAUCGUAUUGCCCAGUUUCUAUUUGUAAAGGGUGGUUUGGGAUCUGGUGAUUUAUUUUGGAAAAACAAUUAUUUAUGUACUAUAUUUAUUCAAAAAUAAAUCUUUAUUGGCUU
Messenger RNA from Caenorhabditis elegans, 397 nucleotides. RefSeq lists its product as uncharacterized. The transcript has 2 exons. The coding region runs from base 2 to 334 and encodes 110 amino acids. The record is from RefSeq and is marked reviewed. Lineage: Eukaryota; Metazoa; Nematoda; Chromadorea; Rhabditida; Rhabditidae.